UACAUCUUCAUCCUCAUCUAAUCAACAUCAUCAAUUUGCUAUCAACUUUAUACUCAUAUGAUGUAACUACAAUUAUCUAAUCAUCUUCAUGUCCUUUCAAUACAAUAACAAAGAUUAUCAAUUAAUCCUUUUACUUCCGCUUCCUUUAUUUGAUAAUCUCAAAAGUCAAAUUUCAAAUAUCAAAUGUUAAUCAACAAAAACAAGCAACAUCAAGUUAAUCACCUGAAAAGUUAAUUGUUUAUUUGUCUCCUUUAAGUGAUUUUGACACUUUGUUUUAAUCGUUUCACUUUGACUCAGUUAUAUGUGAUUAGGAUUAACACUAAUCCAUUAUGGAUAAUCCGGAAAAUUUGGUUAGUAAAUUGCGAUUAACUCAAUUGUUUCAUCGUAUGCAUCCAUCUUUAUUACAAUUAAUUUGUAAACACUCAAUUGUUGAGAGACUCGAUAAAUCAGUUGUUGUUUUCAGGCAAGGUGAUAAAGCUCACAAUUGGUAUGCUGUUGUCAAUGGAUCUCUUGAUGUUCAAGUUAUUUCAACCAAAUCAAAGGAAGUGGUCACUCUUUGUACUCUGGGCGUUGGAACGGGAUUCGGUGAAUCUGUGUUGACAGGUAAACCUCAUUCAGUUUCGGUGAUAACCAAUGAACCAUGUACCUUAUUGCGAGUUCGUCGAGAUGAAUUCCAAGAAAUCUGGGAAGGUAAUUCUCACCUGAUGGCGGACAUUGUUACCCCGCUGGUGGGUCUUCGGUGCUUGAAAACCGCUUCCUUUAAUAGAUCUCUAAGUAUUCAGGAAGAAACAAAAGCAACAGCAAAUUCUGUACUUAAUCCAGUUUAUGAUAAUAAUUCGACAAAUGGGACUAAUAAUAAUGUUAAUAAUCUGAACAACACCAACAACAGGAAAAGUAAUUCAACUCAGAAAAACAAUUCCCUUGAUAAUUUAUCAGAUCGAUUCAAGUCUACUGAAUGGGAUGGACCAAUUGAUCUUAAUUUGAUUGGUAAAAUUUUCCAUCAUCUAAUUAUCACUUUUGAUCCAAAUAUGAUUCGAGAUCGUAAAGAUAAUCCAAGUGGAAUUUUUCAUCGAAACUGUUUAAUUGGAUCAGAAUUGGUUGACUGGAUGCUAAGAUCUUCCAUGGUAACACUUAAACAUAUUCAUUCAAGAGGUCAAGCGGCGACCAUGUUUCAUGUCCUUCUCGAAGCGGGUAUACUGACCUCUACUACUGGAGAGCAACAGUUUUGGGAUAAAUUUAUUUUCUACCGAUUUAAAGUUGAUUGUGUUGAUAUUGAUGAAGGAAACAGUAGUGGUGUUGAUGCUGAAAGCUCAUGGAAUGGUCAACACUUGGACAGGGAAUUAGUUGACCUAUUGAAUGAUAAAAAGCAGAGAGAUAUUAUUCUUGGCCAAUGUUUAGAUAUUUUGGAUUCCCUGGCACCGGAAGCAAAUUUCAGGUUAAUUGGGUCAAAAAGAGCCUCAGAUCGGACACCGGAAGAGGUGGACUUUGUCUAUGAUGAACUGAUGCACAUUAAAGCCUUAUCUCACCUUGGAAAUUCAGUUCGUAAGGAAUUGGCUUCCGUUAUUGCUUAUGAAAAACACUCAAGAAAAGGAACCGUAUUGUUCAAUCAGGGUGAUCCUGGAAAAAGUUGGUACAUUAUCCUGAAAGGAACCGUUAAUGUGGUCAUUGUGGGUAAGGGUGUGGUCUGUAAUCUUUGCGAGGGCGAUGAUUUUGGUAAACUUGCUUUGGUGAACGAUGCCCCGAGGGCUGCAACCAUAGUGACCAAUGAAGAUAACUGUCAAUUCUUGAGAGUAGACAAAGAUGAUUUUAACAGAAUUUUAAGAGAUGUUGAAGCAAAUACUGUCCAUCUAAAGGAACAUGGUAGAGAUGUUUUAUUAUUACGAAAAAUGGUUCCAAAGAUCAUCCAAUCAACUGGUCAAUCGAUUAAUAAAUCAGUAACGAAUAACAAUCAACAACAAUCGUCUAAUGGUCAUUUCGCCUCAUCGGUUACUCAUUCAAAAUUUGUCUCUAGAUUUUUACUCUCAUCAUUAUCACCCUCACCUUCACCUUUACCCUCUGCUUCAGCCUCGGUCACAGUUCCGGUCAAUCAUUACUCUUCCCAUUAUAAGUACAUGGUAUUAGCUGGUACACCUGAGAAAAUGUUGGAACACCUUUUAGAGACUCGAAUUGAUGUGACCUCAUCGGCUCGAGAAAUGGUUUCCAAUGUUUUCAACAAACGACCAGGAAACGGAAACUCAACCAAUACUUUAACCCUUGAAAAUCUCUCAGGAGUUGACACUUUUCUUGAAGAUUUUAUAUUGACUCAUAUAAUUUUUUUACCUGUUCACCUUUUGUGUGUUUACCUGUUGAAACAUUACAGAAUUGAUCUACUCAAUACCCGACAAGAGAAGGAGUUUAUCAUUGCCUCCAAGAAACGGGUCAUCAGGUUUACCAAAAUUUGGUUCACCCUGAUAUCGGAUGCACUUUACAUAGAUGAUUAUGUAAUGAGUUACCUGGAUGAACUUAUUAACCUGUCCAAAAAUGAUUCUCCCAAAUUUGAUAAUCAAUUGAUUGAAGAGUUAACCCUUUUGGAGGGUAUUCAGUUUGAAAGGAAACGCUGGCAAGAUGCAAUGUCAACUCGAGGUAUUCAAAAGUACAAAUCAGAUUUACCUGGACCAAUACGUCGUAUGUCAACUAACGGGAUCACCGAUAAUCUAAUUGGAAUCGGUGAUGAUCAUAAUCAUCAAAAAAAUAAUCGUAAUCACGAUGAUUGGAACACAAUUAACAAUCAUUAUCAAUCAAUUCAACCCACAGAUGAAAUUAUUUGCAGGGUUUAUUGUGCUGACCAUACUUAUACUACCUUGAAGAUGACCAUUGAUUCAACCGCAAGAGCUGUUAAAAUGUCCGCUGCUGAUAAAUUGGGAUUAAAUAAAUCUGAUGGUGAAUUAAUUCUGGCUGAGGUUAAAUCUUCUGGUGAAAGGGUUUUAUUCAGCAAUAAGGAAGUCUCAAUACAAACUGGACUCUCAGUUAAUGGUCGUAUUUUUGUCUCACUGAUUGACCAUAUCGAUGCACUGACCCCUUUACCGGAACAGGAAGGACCCAAACAUGAUUCAUUUUUCUCAGCUCUAGAUGAUGUCUCAUCUCAGGAUAUCGCUUGUUACCUUACCUAUUACUCGUGGAUAUUAUUUCAAAAUGUUCAUGAGUAUGAAUUUAUCUAUCAUGUUUUUGGUCGGUCAAAUUUCGGUAAAAUAACGGCAAAUCUUGACCUUUUCCUGAGGCUAUUCAAUGAAAUUCAGUAUUGGGUGGUCACUGAAAUUGUACUGACCACUAGUGUCUCCAAGAGAGUUCAAAUAUUGAGAAAGUUUAUCAAAGUCGCUGGACUUUGUAAAAAUUAUCAAAAUUUGAGCAUUUUUUUCGCCAUCACAAUGGGACUGUCCAAUAUCGCCGUGUCACGAUUAACGCAAACUUGGGAUCGGCUUCCCGCUAAACUGAAACGGACUUUUACCCAAUACGAGUCUCUGAUUGAACCUUCUCGAAAUCAUCGAAAGUAUCGAGUAUAUUUGUCGCAACUUGAAGCACCGAUAAUACCAUUUACCCCGUUGAUACUCAAAGAUAUGACCUUUUGCCACGAAGGGAAUAAAACUCACAUCGAUAAAAGUUUAAUAAACUUUGAAAAAAUGGUUAUGUUAUCACAAUCUCUUCAAACUUUCAGAUUCUGUCGGAGUAAACAAAUGCGAUUCGAUUCAAUGGUCAAUGGUUCAGUCGUAAUCAAUGGAAAUAAUAAUAAUCAUAAUAAAGAAUCAAAUGGUUCAAGUGAUUUAAUCAAUAAUUACAAUCCAAUUGUUAACAAUUUAAGUAAAGGAGUUAAUCUUUUCUCGGGUCGGAAAAAUUCAUUAGUUAAAAUUGAUCAAUAUAUUAAAGAUUUAAAAGUUAUUGAUAAUCAACGUCUUCUAAUUCACAUAUCACAUAGUCUAGAAAAUAAGAGAACCUAAUCAGGUUAAUUGUAAGAAAUCAAAAAUCGAAUGCAAAUUAAUUAAACUGUUAUAUUUAUUCAAAUGUAAAACCAAUUCUAAAAUACAAUCAACAAUUUAAAUCGUUAUUUAUAUUAUAUAUACACAUAAAUGUAGCACCUUUUAACUUUUAUUAUGCUGAUCAAUGAUUGUUUAAUUUAACAAAAUAAAAUUUCUAAUUUAUUAAAUGUUUACAUUGAUUGAUAUUAAUUUAAAAUUAAUUACGAAUUAUUAUCAAUUAUUUGAAAAAAUUUCCUUUUUCUUUUCAAUCGAUUUUAUUGAUGCCAAAUGGCUAAUGCUUCAAACAUUAACUCCAGCGGA
This is a messenger RNA of Panonychus citri (citrus red mite), 4310 nucleotides long. It is a transcript of the gene Epac, whose product is annotated as rap guanine nucleotide exchange factor 4-like. NCBI's taxonomy places the organism in Eukaryota, Metazoa, Arthropoda, Arachnida, Trombidiformes, Tetranychidae. Gene Ontology annotation, molecular function: guanyl-nucleotide exchange factor activity. The transcript is spliced from 9 exons. The record is from RefSeq and is a predicted model, not a curated record. Bases 330 to 3971 code for a protein of 1213 amino acids. Gene Ontology annotation, biological process: positive regulation of GTPase activity; Ras protein signal transduction. Gene Ontology annotation, cellular component: plasma membrane.